Molecule: messenger RNA, 3549 nt
Organism: Exophiala aquamarina CBS 119918
Lineage: Eukaryota; Fungi; Ascomycota; Eurotiomycetes; Chaetothyriales; Herpotrichiellaceae
Exons: 1
Coding region: 1-3549 (1182 amino acids)
Biological process (GO): inositol phosphate biosynthetic process; phosphatidylinositol phosphate biosynthetic process
Cellular component (GO): cytoplasm; nucleus
Molecular function (GO): inositol hexakisphosphate kinase activity
Source: RefSeq, a predicted model, not a curated record
AUGUCAACAAUGGUCACUCACUCUAUCUCUCCUCCUGAUCCCUCGCGAUCCAGUGCCGGAUCUUCUUCUCGAAAUCUGGAAUGGCUCCGCAAAUCAGAUUCUGCUACCGACAAGGAAAUUCCUGGCCCCCCCAAUCCCAGGCCCUCUACGGGGACAAUUCAAGGCAUCCGGAGAAUUGCCUCUGACAGUCACACAUGGUCCAAGAAAUUUCAUGUUACGGUCGGCUCGAUGGAGGGCAAAGAUGCUAAGACCCUAGACACAGGGCAUGAUCGGCAAGACCAGCAAGGCCGUACACAAUCAGACAUACCGACUGUUCGAGAUCACGAAAGCUCACAACAUACUGCGGUUGAGUUAGGGCCGGGCUCACUACGGAAAGUGCUUCAAGAGAAGCCCAGACCAGAACGUAGCGUCAGUCGGGGACGUACCCAUGUCGACAAAAGCAUCGAAGCCACUGUGAAAAACCCCGAGGCUGUUGGAAAUGCUCGCAGUAGGAAAGCAAGUCAUAUGAUGGGCAUUUUCGACCCAAGGACCGAUUCACGUUUACCGGUGGUGCCAUCGUCAGGCGCCAAUGAUCUUCCUCCCCAUAUUAGCACUGAUUAUAAGAACCUUCCCACAUCGACUUCGCGCCCUACAAGCUCCUCAUCUCAAGAUGUUAUUACCGGUAGAGCAACCAGACAUUCCUCAAAAGAGCCUAAUGAGAACUUCUAUUCUACACAUCGUGACGACAGUCAUUUACCUAGUGCAAGAGGAUCUCAGACGUCCUCUCAACCCAGGCCUGAUCACGACCCAUACUUCCGUCACCAGGAUCUCGCCCAGGUACCUAGCAUUCUUCCAAAGUUACUUGAGGAAAUCAAAGGAGCAUACAGGACGCGAGUCCUCAAUGUUAACCUAGAUGCACCAGCCGAGCGUACUCAGACUGCCUUCGGUCCCACUUCGGCGGCGGAUACAGCUCAUCGACGUACGGGUCGUGACGACGAAGAAGAACACAUCUCAGCAGCGGUCUACUAUCCUCACCCUGGCCCGUCUCCCGAAGAGAUUGAACGAUUCGCAUCUCCCGGAGAACAUGCGCUGGACCUUGACAAGAAGUCUCUUCUGUCACCAGUUCAAAGCAUCUUACCCAAUGAUAAAAUAUCGAUUGAUUCGCUGAGACCAGCUGAGCACAUUGACAUCUCUGUGGUCUCCAAAAACGAUACAAAAGUCUUCCAUGGUAAUUACCAGCCCGUUCAUGAGGUCUCCAAUGAUCUCGUCGAUAUUCCAUUUGAUGAACAUUCAACAAGUGCCAUUCUUACCACUUCCGAGUCAGAGGCCGAAUCUAGUGACGAGCUAGGACAACAAAGCCAGGCCGAAGAUAUUUCUACAACUCCAACUCAGACUCCCAUUAUCGCCAGGAGGCCUACUGAUGUACCUGGAUCUCGGACACGAGCAAAAGUUGUCCUUGAACCUUACAAGCAUCAGGUGGGAGGGCACUCAACGAUUUUCCGCUUCUCUCGACGUGCAGUUUGCAAGCAACUGAACAAUCGAGAGAAUGAAUUCUACGAGCGUAUCGAACAGCGUCACCCUGACAUGCUUAAGCUGCUUCCAAGGUAUAUCGGUGUCCUCAAUGUAACUUUCUCCAAAGUGCCGAAGCAAGGAGAGCCUACCGAGGCCAAGCCCGAGGAUAACCAAACAAGUGCCAUGGCGGGUCUCAUUCAUGGCAACGACCUUGGAUCCGAGCUGGACCCUGCUCUCACAGCUCGUGUUUUGGAGAAGCCCCGGAUUGUGAGCCACUCGCAACAGCUUGGGAGUAUCCCUCAAGUCAUCCUCGACCAGAACAAGCAUAUUGUUCCUUCGAACUAUUUUGCAUUACCCGAGCGGCCUAGAAGUGCUGAUCCCAACCAUGGGCGGCGUCUCAGCAAGGACUUUGACAUGACUAGCAGUGGACAUGAACACCAAGGAGAGGACCCCAAGUCGCCACCCAGACCAGCUCUGCCGGAACACUCAAACAGCUGGGGAAAUACUUCAGUCAAUGAAGGAUUGAAAGAUAAAGUUCUCCGUGAGGUAUUUGGUCCCCCCCCUGUGCAAUAUUAUCGCCGUCAUCUAUCGUCCCACACCCAUGGGACCAUCCCAAGGCUCAAACCUGGGCAGUACCAUUCCGAUGGAUCUCGUCGCAAAAGUAAUCUUUCGACAAAUACAGUCCCUCUGGUCGAAAGUUUGAGCACUGAUAAAGAGCAUAGUAAAAGCUCUGCUAGUUCAGAACACUCUGCAAUGGCGCGUGUGUUGGAAGAGUCCGCCAAUGGCUUGGAGGUUCCCACCGGCGCGUAUUCCGCCUCGUCGGCUGUUGACGGCAUGACUUAUGGACUUGAGAAAGUCAGGACGACAGGAAGUGAAGUUUCGACUACCUCUAACGGAGAGCCAAAAACCCACGUGAAAAGGCGCCACUCAGGCAUGGGUCUCAGAAGACGGCACGUGUCAGUCAAUGAGACACGACCUCCGGAUCUUGAAUACUUUGAGGAUGAGGCUUACGCAACUGAUGUUGGCCCAGACACUGCAAAUGAUGUUUUUACUAUGGAUCAAGACCUGGAUCCCAACGAAAAGAAAAUCGACUCUGGGCCAGCACGACCACAAAAUGGCCGACCUAUGCAACGUCCAAAUGGUGGUGAUGCGGCGGCCGAUAAUUUCGAAACAGAGCCACAUGAGUUGGCCCAAGCUCUAGUCCCAACAAAUCCGAAAGAUGCUCAAUCAUCAAAUUCAGGAGAUCGAGUGGUGUACUUUAUUCUCAUGGAAGAUCUUACGAGUGGGAUGGGACGGCCCUGUGUGCUCGAUCUCAAAAUGGGCACCCGACAAUUUGGCGUCGAGGCGACUAAGAAGAAGAUGGAAUCUCAAAGGCGCAAAUGUAAAACAACAACAUCGCAGGUUCUGGGUGUGAGAAUAUGUGGCAUGCAAACAUUUGAUGCCAAAAUUGGAAAAGCGUCAUACGAGGACAAGUAUUUCGGCCGCGACCUCAAGGCAGGUCGUGAAUUUCGCGAUGCAUUGGUAAGAUUUCUUUAUGAUGGAAUUAGCUAUAGCAGUGUUGCAAAGCACAUUCCCACUAUUCUGCACAAGGUGUCUAAACUUGAGAGCAUGGUCCGACGGCUACCGGGUUAUCGAUUCUAUGCGAGCAGCUUGUUGAUGCUUUAUGAUGCCGAGCCCUACAAAUCACGCGAGGCUGAAGAAGCUGCAAGGAACGGCAUAAACAUUGCCGAGCAGAAGAGCAAGGAAGGCAAAAAAUGGCCACCACCAAUCGAGCUCAAGAUUGUGGAUUUUGCCAAUUGUGUCACCGGCGAGGAUCCAUUACCAUCAAAUGCUCAAGCACCACCAGCACAUCCAAAUGACAUUGAUCGUGGCUAUCUACGCGGCUUGAGGACGCUCAAGGUCUACCUAGAGCGUAUUCUUGGAGAUAUCAAAUCGGCUGAGAUACCGGAUCGCGGCGAUGGAGAAGAGAUCGCCAGCGAAAAUGGACUCAACAAAGAAUAUUCUCAUUCGAUCAACGCUGCUGAAGAACUACGGGACGAGGGAGAAGUCAGUAUGUGA